AGGAGGAGAGGGAGAGGGCGAGGAAGAAGGAUAGGGAGAGGGACAGGGAGGGGGACUGGGAGAGGGAAAGAGGCUAAUUAAAAGGGGCACACAGCGGAAAGGGAGUGAGAGCGGUGCACCGCCAAGAACCAACGUGCAGCGGCACUUGGAUCUCCCCUAGGCACCGGGAGGUCCCCAACCUGGGCUGGAACCUUGCUCUGCACAGGCCUGCUGGUGGAUCCCAUGUGAAAAGCAGGAAAUAAAAUGAAGAUUUUUCAGUGCAAGAUGCAGUACUGGCUGUUUCAAGCCUUUUUGGCAAUUGCUUAUUUUUGCACCGGUGUCCAGGGUCAAGUGCCUCCACCCACACGGUUAAGAUAUAGCGUAUUAUCUCAUGAUAGUAUACAGAUUUCAUGGAAGGCUCCAAGAGGGAAAUUUGGUGGAUACAAACUUCUUGUGACUCCAGCUACAGGUGGAAAAACCAAUCAACUGAAUCUCCAGAACACUGCAACUAAAGCAAUUAUUCAAGGUCUUAUGCCAGAUCAGAAUUACACAGUUCAACUUAUUGCAUUCCAUAAAGACAAAGAAAGCAAGCCAGCCCAGGGUCAAUUCAGAAUUAAAGAUUUAGAAAAAAGAAAGGAUCCAAAACCCAGAGUCAAGGUUGUGGACAGAGGAAAUGGAAGUAAACCAUCUUCACCAGAAGAAGAGAAAUUUUUCUGUCAAACUCCAGCUGUUGCUGAUAUUGUAAUCCUGGUUGAUGGCUCAUGGAGUAUUGGAAGAUUCAACUUCAGACUGGUUCGGCUUUUCUUGGAAAACCUGGUUACAGCAUUCGACGUGGGCUCAGAGAAGACACGAAUUGGUCUUGCACAGUAUAGUGGAGACCCCAGAAUAGAAUGGCACUUGAAUGCCUUUACCACAAAAGAUGAGGUGAUCGAAGCUGUCCGAAAUCUACCAUACAAGGGAGGAAAUACACUCACAGGUCUUGCUUUGAACUACAUUUUUGAAAAUAGCUUUAAACCAGAAGCAGGAGCAAGGUCUGGAGUAUCCAAAAUUGGCAUUUUAAUCACAGAUGGAAAGUCCCAAGAUGAUAUUAUUCCACCAUCCAGAAACCUUCGUGAGUCUGGUAUAGAACUGUUUGCCAUAGGGGUGAAAAAUGCGGAUGAGAAUGAACUGCAGGAGAUCGCCUCCGAACCAGACAGCACUCACGUGUACAACGUCGCCGAAUUUGACCUGAUGCACACAGUGGUGGAGAGCCUGACGAGGACUGUCUGCUCCAGGGUGGAAGAACAGGACAGGGAGAUCAAAGCAUCAGCCUUUGCCACCAUUGGGCCACCUACAGAGUUGAUUACUUCUGAAGUCACUGCCAGAAGCUUUAUGGUUAACUGGACUCAUGCCCCAGGAAAAGUGGAAAAAUACAGAAUUGUGUAUUAUCCUGCCAGGGGUGGAAAACCAGAAGAGGUGGUGGUAGAUGGGAGUGUAUCUUCCACAAUGUUGAAGAACUUGAUGUCUUUAACUGAGUAUCAGAUAGCAGUCUUCGCAAUAUAUGCCCACACCGCUAGUGAGGCCCUACGGGGAACUGAAACUACACUUUCUUUACCUAUAGCUUCCGACCUUGAACUGUAUGAUGUGACUGAGAAUAGUCUGAGGGCAAAAUGGAACGCAGUGGCUGGCGCAUCAGGAUACCUGAUCCUCUAUGCUCCUCUCACGGAGGGUCUGGCUAGCAAUGAAAAAGAGAUGAGAAUUGGAGACACCCACACAGAUAUUGAGUUGAGUGGGUUGUUGCCCAAUACGGAAUACACAGUUACAGUUUAUGCUAUGUUUGGAGAAGAGGCCAGUGAUCCCGUUACAGGACAAGAAACAACAUUGCCCUUAAGUCCACCAAGAAACCUGAGAAUCUCCAAUGUUGGCUCUAACAGUGCUCGGUUAGCCUGGGACCCUACUUCAAUAAAGAUCAGUGGCUAUCGAAUUGUAUAUAACAACGCAGAUGGGACUGAAAUCAAUGAGGUUGAAGUCGAUCCUAUUACUACAUUCCCUCUGAAAGGCUUGACGCCCCUCACGGAGUAUGCUGUUGCCAUCUUCUCCAUCUAUGAUGAAGGGCAGUCAGAACCUCUGACAGGAAUUUUCACCACGGAGGAUGUUCCAGUCCAGCAAUACUUGGAAAUUGAUGAGGUGACGACAGAUAGUUUUAGAGUGACCUGGCAUCCCCUUUCAGCUGAUGAAGGGCAACACAAGUUGAUGUGGAUUCCAGUCUAUGGUGGGAGGGCUGAAGAGAUUGUCCUGUUAGAAGACCAAGACUCAUAUGUUGUUGAAGGCCUGGAGUCUGGCACUGAAUAUGAAGUGUCACUGUUGGCGGUACUGGAUGAUGGAAGCGAGAGUGAAGUGGUGACUGCUGUUGGGACCACACUUGACAGUUUUUGGACAGAACCAGCCACGACUAUAGCACCUACCAGACCUGUGACUUCAGUUUUCCGGACAGGAAUCAGAAACCUGGUUGUAGAUGACGAAACCACUUCUAGCCUGCGGGUCAAAUGGGACAUUUCAGACAGCAGUGUGCAGCAGUUCAGGGUGACCUACCUGACUGUUCAAGGGGACCCUGCGGAAGAAGUGGUAGGAAUGGUUAUGGUGCCUGGAAGCCAGAACGAUCUCCUUCUGAAGAGCCUGCUUUCCAAUACUGAAUACAAAGUCACGGUGACUCCCAUUUACGAUGACGGAGAAGGUGUUAGUGUCUCUGCGCCUGGAAAAACCUUGCCACCCUCCAGUCCCCAAAACUUACAGGUCUCAGAAGAAUGGUACAACAGGUUGCGCAUUACAUGGGACCCCCCAUCUUCCCCUGUAAAGGGCUAUAGGAUCGUCUACAAACCUGUUAGUGUGGCUGGCCCAACACUGGAAACUUUUGUGGGCGCUAACAUUAAUACCAUUCUUAUCACGAACCUCCUCAGUGGAAUGGACUACAACGUGAAAAUAUUUGCCUCCCAGGCCUCAGGCUUCAGCGACGCUCUGACAGGCGUGGUGAAAACAUUGUUUUUGGGUGUGACCAAUCUUCAAGCAGAGCAGAUUCAAAUGACCAGCUUGUGUGCUCGGUGGCAGGUGCAGCGUCAUGCCACUGCCUACAGGGUAGUUAUAGAAUCCCUCCAGGAUACAAAAAAGCAAGAAGCCAUUGUGGGUGGAGGGACAACCAGGCAUUGCUUCUAUGGACUUCAGCCUGAUUCAGAAUAUAAAAUCAGUGUUUACACAAAGCUCCAGGAGAUUGAGGGACCCAGUGUGAGCAUAAUGGAAAACACACUAUGUAAAGCUGCCAAGGCAGACCUAGUGUUUAUGGUGGAUGGAUCCUGGAGCAUUGGAGAUGAAAAUUUCAAUAAGAUCAUUAACUUUCUGUCUAGCACUGUUGGAGCGCUGGACAAGAUUGGUGCAGAUGGGACUCAAGUAAGGCUAAUAGAUCAAUUUUUAAUUCAUUUUGUGUGUCAAAAAGUUAUCCCAAGCUAUUAUUAUGGCUGCUUGUCAGGGGACUUGGGCUACAGCAUUUUUGCCGUUGGUGUGGCUGAUGCAGAUUACUCAGAGUUGGUUAGCAUUGGCAGCAAGCCCAGCGCUCGUCACGUCUUCUUUGUGGAUGACUUUGACGCAUUUAAGAAAAUUGAAGAUGAGUUGAUUACUUUUGUCUGCGAAACCGCAUCAGCAAUCUUGUAUUUGCAUCCAGAAGGAUUGCCCUCUGAUUACACAAUCAGUUUUCUAUUCCGGAUUCUUCCCGACACUCCAGAGGAGCCAUUUGCUAUUUGGGAGAUUUUAAAUAAAAAUUCUGACCCAUUGGUUGGAGUCAUUUUAGAUAAUGGUGGGAAAACCCUAACAUAUUUCAACUAUGACUACAGUGGGGAUUUUCAAACGGCUACUUUUGAAGGACCUGAAGUUAAGAAAAUUUUCUAUGGAAGCUUUCACAAAGUGAGUAAUGCCUUAGAUACAUCAAAGAUCUGUUCACUGCAAAAUGAACCACAAGAAAAUGAGUUCCAGUUACAAAUGUUUGAUAUCAUUUGUUCCACAUCGUGGGCCAAUAGAGACAAGUGCUGUGAACUUCCAGGCCUGAGGGACGAGGACACCUGCCCAGAGCUUCCACAUUCCUGCUCCUGUUCUGAAAUCAGUAAAGGGGCUCUGGGACCAGCAGGCCCACCAGGUGGUCCAGGACUCCGAGGACCAAAGGGUCAACGAGGUGAACAGGGCCUCAAGGGACCAGAUGGCCCUCGAGGUGAAACAGGCCCUCCAGGACCUCAAGGUCCCCCGGGACCCCAAGGACCAAGUGGUCUGUCCAUUCAAGGAAUGCCUGGAAUGCCAGGCGAAAAAGGAGAGAAGGGAGAGACUGGCCUUCCUGGCCCGCAGGGUAUCCCGGGAGCUGUUGGUUCACCAGGACGUGAUGGUUCACCAGGCCAACGGGGCUUUCCUGGAAAGGACGGAUCAUCUGGCCCUCCAGGACCACCAGGGCCAAUUGGCAUUCCUGGAGCCCCUGGAGUCCCAGGGAUCACAGGAAGCAUGGGACCCCAAGGCGCCUUGGGACCACCUGGUGUCCCUGGAGCAAAGGGAGAGCGAGGAGAACGAGGUGACCUGCAGUCUCAAGCCAUGGUGAGAGCAGUGGCACGUCAGGUGUGUGAACAGCUCAUCCAAAGUCACAUGGCCAGUUUCACAGCCAUCCUCAACCAGAUUCCCAGCCACUCCUCUUCUAUCCGGACCAUCCAAGGGCCGCCUGGGGAGCCUGGGAGACCAGGCUCUCCUGGAACCCCUGGUGAACAAGGACCCCCAGGGACCCCAGGCUUCCCAGGAAGUGCAGGUGUGCCAGGGACCCCAGGAGAACGAGGUCUAACAGGUGUCAAGGGAGAAAAAGGAAAUCCAGGCAUUGGAACCCAAGGUCCAAGAGGCCCCCCUGGGCCAGCAGGACCUUCAGGGGAGAGUCGGCCAGGAAGCCCUGGGCCCCCUGGGUCUCCUGGACCAAGGGGCCCUCCAGGUCACUUGGGAGUGCCUGGACCACAAGGUCCUUCCGGCCAGCCUGGAUACUGCGACCCCUCUUCGUGUUCUGCCUACGGGGUGGGAGCUCCCCAUCCUGAUCAGCCGGAAUUCACCCCUGUCCAAGACGAGCUGGAAGCCUUGGAACUAUGGGGCUCGGGAAUCUGACAGCCUCAGGAGAAAUUUGAAGACCAACCGCAAAAACCUUUAGGGAAACUUAUGCAAGAAGAAUGUCAUUAUGUGGUUUGUAUGCUACCUUUGGGGGGCUUAUUUCAUCAGCCUAAAUCUCCUCCUUGGAUAUUGUUAAUAUUAUUGUUAUUAUUAACAAAAAAAUUAUAUUUUUUAAAAAUCCCCUUAAUCUAUGACCCCAUAGGAUUGAUUUCUCUUUGUUGUCUUAAUGGCAUGCCAGAUUAUUUUCUUUCCAGAGAAGAAUGCUCAAAGAAAAAUUGGCAAAAAAUUUGAACUCGGGAAUCUUUUGUGUGUUAUAUGAUCUCAAGUUCCAAAAUACAACAAGACAGAUAUGACUGUAUUCAAGGGACAUGGGGUCCUAGCAGAACAGGAAUUUAAAGAGAUUCAAAAUCAUGCCAUUUAUCCCUAUCCCCUAUAGCCUUGCUGAAGAGAAAAAGGGAUAUUAUUGGAGAAACUACCUCUUGUUUAAUUGAUCUAUUCAACUCUGAGAUCCCUUGUUAACUAGUUUGACCAGUAUCCAGGAAUAUGAGUUAGAAUAUAACCUUUCUGAAUUUAGUGAUUUUAAAAAUAGAUUUAGUUUUUCAGUGUUUUUCGACUGUUAAAAAAUGACUUUUCACCAGUUUUAAUGCAAAGAGAUCCAACUUUGAUGAACAAUUUAGCUAGCAGUAUUCCAAGGCUUGCCCUCCUUGUCUACAUGGAUUACUUUGUACAUGCAGAUAAGUUUUUGCAAACCUAUUUUCAUUCUCUUUUGUAAGCAAAUAAAAAUUUAAAACAACAUAUAUGGAUUCUUUUUAUUUCAUUUCUAAAUGUCACCUUAAACUUUUGUAGUCUUAUCUGAAUUUUAACGAUAAAAACAACAGUUGCCUUCCUUUAAAUAGGCAUUCAAACUUUCAUUCAUUCAGGCACUCAUUCAUUCAUUCAUACUGAGUGUAGUAGGAAGCAUAACAGAAGAAGCAGUUGACUUGGGCCUAAGAGACUGGUAGAAUUUUAUCAUUCAUUUAUAACUCACCAGACAGCAAUGGCAG
Molecule: messenger RNA, 6173 nt
Organism: Ceratotherium simum simum (southern white rhinoceros)
Lineage: Eukaryota; Metazoa; Chordata; Mammalia; Perissodactyla; Rhinocerotidae
Source: RefSeq, a predicted model, not a curated record